ACCUGCGACCCUUACUCUGCCCACUCUGGAGGUCAACCCCGUGGAGCAGGAUGUGUGGAAUCAGGCUAGAAGGGAUAUGAUCGAUCCAAUGACCCUGAAAGAAAUGCUGGAGGGAAUCAGGGAUAAAGCUGACAUUCCACUGUCAGUAAGAUCACUACGGUUCCUCAUGCUUGAACCACAGGAUAUGGAAUCUUACGUUAACCUUCACAAACAGCAGCCUAUACGCAGACAGACGGUUAUCACAUGCAUAGGGACACUGAAGAAGAACAUGGCGGAUGAUGAUGCAGUCAGUUGCCUCGUCAUUGGCACAGAGAGUCAAGAUGUCUAUAUCUUGGACCCAGAGGCAUUCACCAUUCUAUCAAAGAUGUCCUUACCUAGUGUGCCUACACUGAUGGAUGUGACCGGUCAGUUUGAUGUAGAGUUCAGAAUCACUGUAGCUUGUCGCAGUGGGAAUAUCUACAUACUUCGCAGACCUUGCUGUGUGCACAGGGGCACCGUCAUGCUGGAACAGGAUUGUAUGUUGCAGGGACUCACCAAAACCCAGGGGAAAAAACUGUCGACGGCUUACCUACCUGCUCCAGUCACCACUAUGGCCAUACUGGACUUGCCCACAAGGGGCUUCCAGGCUGUGUUGGUGGCUUUGGCCAGUUGUGAGGUGCAUGUGUACAGGGAUAAGAACUUAGUCAGCACCAUCAGAACACAGGACAUAGUGACCAGCAUUUGUUUUGGUCGUUAUGGUCGGGAAGAUGGCACCCUAAUCAUGACAACCAAAGGUGGGAGUCUGAUUGUAAAGAUCCUUAAAAGGACAGCUGUUUUUGAUGACAAGGACUCAGCUUCUGGUCCCCCAAUAGCCCAAAGCAUCCGACUCAAUGUGCCUAAGAAAACGAAGCUUUAUGUGGAUCAGACCCUAAGAGAAAGGGAGAAUGCUGUGGCAAUGAACAGAGCCUUCCAAAUGGACUUGAGCAGGCUGCGGCUAGCUGCAGCCCGGACCUAUGUGAAAGCCUUGGAGUCUAGCCUGACGCCUAUGUCAUCCAGCCUGACGGAACCUCUCAAGAUGAAUGCUGUGGUUCAGGGAUUAGGCCCAUCCUUCAAACUGACUUUGAACAUCCAGAACACAGCAGCAUGUCGUCCUGUAAUGAACCUAGCCAUCAGUUUCCUGUAUGAUAAAAAUCUGUACAGUAUGAAGACAGCCUUUUUUAAGAUCCCUUUGCUGGUUCCAGGGCUGAAUUACCCCAUUGACACAUUUGUGGAGUGCCUUAAUGACAAAGGGAUCUCUGAUGUCAUCAAACAGCCUGUAGGGGGAGGUCUUAGCCUCAGUGCUACACAAACAGAAGCCACGGACCAGCAGGUGAUCAAUAAAGUUUGUACAGGCCAGAGAACUUAUUAAGGCCGGUCCUUAGCAUAGAUCAGAAGAUCUUUGACCUAACAUGAAGCUUAGCACACAGAGAUAUUUGUGUUUGCACAUGUAUUUUUAAAAUUUUUAUAAUACAGUGU
Molecule: messenger RNA, 1494 nt
Organism: Trichomycterus rosablanca
Lineage: Eukaryota; Metazoa; Chordata; Actinopteri; Siluriformes; Trichomycteridae
Product: Bardet-Biedl syndrome 1 protein homolog
Exons: 14
Coding region: 77-1387 (436 amino acids)
Biological process (GO): non-motile cilium assembly; protein localization to cilium
Cellular component (GO): axoneme; centrosome; BBSome
Molecular function (GO): smoothened binding; patched binding
Source: RefSeq, a predicted model, not a curated record